This is a messenger RNA of Parascedosporium putredinis, 561 nucleotides long. Lineage: Eukaryota; Fungi; Ascomycota; Sordariomycetes; Microascales; Microascaceae. The record is from the annotation of a GenBank genome assembly.
AUGGGCGACGUCAAUGACCGCCCGCCGGUAAAACGGCGAAGGUCCAGGUCCAGCAGCGUGCAGCGGAUGCUCGACUUGGAGAAGAAGAUCCGGCCGUGGGUAAACCAUGGCAGGUCCGCCAGCGAGAUGAGCACCGCGUCACGGGCCGCGAGCCAGCCCGACCUCCUCCAAAUGGCUCCUACUCUUCCAGAGCUCGGGUAUCAACAGACCCCAACCUGGGAUCCCCAAGAAGGCGACAAGGACUGGAAAAAAGCCGCGGACAAGGCUGCCAAGGCCGCUAAGCGUGCCUCGGCGCAGAGACUCGUGAAGCCUCCUCCAUCUGCCUCAAGAACGCCGCACCUGAUGGCACGCCAACCUGCACCUGGACCGCCUACAACUGGCUACUCUAGCCAGAGCGAGCGCUCCAGUUCCUAUGGACCCCCGGACCACGCCUCGAUAGACCAGGGAUCGAGGCGGUCUCGCCGCCGAUCCGACUCCGUUAACUCGAUUACCUCGGUGUCCUCCAUUGCCUCCAAGAUCAAGGCGUCUUUUGACCGACCCAGGGGAGGAGCACUACCCCGC